This is a messenger RNA of Myiozetetes cayanensis, 2714 nucleotides long. Its product is annotated as tonsoku-like protein. Bases 39 to 2651 code for a protein of 870 amino acids. The transcript has 13 exons. Gene Ontology annotation, molecular function: protein binding. The record is from RefSeq and is a predicted model, not a curated record. NCBI's taxonomy places the organism in Eukaryota, Metazoa, Chordata, Aves, Passeriformes, Tyrannidae.
UCCCCAGCACCCCGGAAAUACCCCCCAGCACCCCAAAAAUGCACCUGCACAGGGCGCGCCUCUACCUCGCUCAGGGCCACCCCGUGAACCCCCGGGAUUACUGCGGAUGGACCCCCCUGCACGAGGCCUGCAACCACGGGCACCUCGAGAUCGUGGAGGCUCUGCUGGACGCGGGGGCCGCCCUGGACGACGCGGGGGGCUCGGGCUGCGAGGGCAUCACCCCCCUGCACGACGCGCUGAGCUGCGGCCACUUCGCGGUGGCCGAGCUGCUGAUCCGCCGCGGCGCCUCCGUGCGCGCCCGCAACGCCAGGGGCCAGACCCCGCUGGGCACGCUGCAGGAGUGGGCGCGCACCUACGGCCCCGAGCUGGACCGCGACACGCGGCUGCAGUGCCGAGCCACGCAGAGGAUGCUGCUCGACGCCAUGGCUGCUCCAGGUGGGAUGAAACGACAUUCCCGGCAGCCAGGGGGUGCUGGGACCCCUCCUCCUGGUGAGACCCCUCCUCCUGGUGGGACCCCUCCUCCUGGUGAGACCCCUCCUCCUGGUGAGACCCCUCCUCCUGGUGAGACCCCUCCUCCUGGUGAGACCCCUCCUCCUGGUGGGACCCCUCCUCCUGGUGAGACCCCUCCUCCUGGUGGGACCCCUCCUCCUGGUGAGACCCCUCCUCCUGGUGGGACCCCUCCUCCUGAGCCGUCGCAGGAGUCGCUGUUCGACGCGGAGCUCUCCGAGCGCCUCAUCCCGGAGUCUCCGCCGUGCUCUCCGGAGCGUCCCGGGAAUGGGGAUGGGAAUGGGGAUGUCCCUUCCUCGCCUUCCUCACCCUCCUCUCCCUCCUCUCCGGGGAGGAAGCGCCGCUGCCUUCCGGAGGCCGGGAACCCGCAGGAGCAAGGGGAGGAGGAGGAGGAUGAGUUGGGAGCCGCCAUCCGCAGCUUGGGCAGCGCCAAAUCCAUCCUGGGCGGCACCAAAUCCAUCCUGGGCGGCACCAAAUCCAUCCUGGCCGGAGCCAACCCCGCCCUCGGGAGCUCCAAACCCGCCCCGCGGGCGGCGCCGCUCCCGGCCCUCAUCCCCGCCCAGGAAUUCCUGGAGCAGGAGGAUUGGCUGGAGGACGACCUGGGAGGGGCCCGGGGGACCCGCAAGAGGCCGCGCCGGGAGCCCCGGGAUGGUCCUGGGAUCAGGAGGAGGAACCGGGAUGGGCCUGGGAGCGGCGGGAUCAGGAGGAGGAACCGGGAUGUGCGGAGGCUCCGAGGGGAGAGGAUCCCCAGGGUCCCCCCGGGGCGAUCCCGGCCCCCCGAGGAGCCCGGGAGUGACCUGGGGCAGGAGGGGGAGGAGGGCGAGGGGAGCAUCCCAGAUCCAGGGGUGGCCCCGGAUCCAGCGGUGCCUCCGGAUCCAGCGGUGCCCCCGAGUCCAGCGGUGCCACCGGCGCCACUGCCCACCCUGCGCGUCCGUGUCCGUGUCCAGGACAACGUUUUCCUGAUCCCGGUGCCCCUGAGCGAGCCGCGGGCGGUGUCGUGGCUGGCGGAUCGCGCUGCCGAGCGGCACUUCCAGGCCUCGGGGACGCUGCCCAAGCUCAUCCUGAAGAAGGAGGGGGCUCUGCUGGCCCCCCAGGACCUGGUGGGCGACGUCCUGCAGAGCAACGAGGAGGUGCUGGCAGAGGUGCAGGGCUGGGACCUGCCCCCGCUCCCCCAGCGGUACCAGAGGGCCUGUGACAGCCUGGGAGUGGCCCCCCACCCGCUGCUGCUGCAGGUGCUGGAGCUGCAGGGCGCGGGCCCCGCUCUGGGGGUGCGGGGUGGGCUGGCCCUGCGUGCCCCGCAGGUGCCGCCCCUGCUGCGGGCGCUGCGGCUGCAGGAGUCGCUGCGGGAGCUGCGGCUUCGCGGCUGCGCCAUCGCCGACCCCGCCGCCCCCGAGCUCUGGGCCACGCUGGCCACCCUGCCCCGCCUGCGCCUGCUCGACCUGGCCGGCAACCGGCUCAGCGCACGCGGCCUCCUCCCGCCCGGCCACGGCACCUUCCAGAGCCUGCAGGAGCUGGACCUGAGCCUGAACCCUCUGGGCAGCAGCGGCUGUGGGGCCGUGGGGCGGCUGCUGCCGUCCUGCCCCGCGCUGGCCACGCUGCUGCUGCGGGGCUGCGGCCUCUGCCACGCCCUCCCGCUGCCAGGCACGUCCCUGCUGCGGGCGCUGUCCCUGUCCUGCAACGCUCUGGGCCCCGCGGCCCUGGGGGGGCUCCUGAGGGGUCUCCCGGCCCCGGGAAUGCAGCGCCUGGAGCUGGGAUCCGUCACCACAUCCCCCUCCCCCGGCAUCGGCAGCAUCGUCCGCUCCUACCUGGAGCAGGACGGCUGUGCCCUGAGUCACCUCACGCUCUCCGGGAACCACCUGGGGGACGAGGACAUUGAGGAGGUGGCCAGGUCCCUCCCGUCGUGCCCAUCCCUGGUUUCCCUGGAUCUCUCGGCCAAUCCCGGGAUCAGCACCGAGGGCCUGCGGACGCUGCUCGGGGCCCUGGAAAAGCGGAGCCGGGGGCUGGAAUUCCUCAGCUUGGCAGGAUGCUCCGUGGGGCCCCUGGACGAGCCCACCUGGACCAGGAGCACGGGGAUGAUCCGGGAUCUGCGGCUCUGCGGGCGCCGCGUCCGGAGCGACCAGAGGCUCUUCUGGAAGGGCCCCUGAGGGCACUGGGAGGGACUGGUUUUAACUGGGGGAUCCCCAUUGGACCCAGCCCCGGCAGGAUCA